Messenger RNA from Salvelinus fontinalis (brook trout), 6738 nucleotides. Its product is annotated as neural cell adhesion molecule L1-like protein. The transcript is spliced from 29 exons. Bases 397 to 4077 code for a protein of 1226 amino acids. Lineage: Eukaryota; Metazoa; Chordata; Actinopteri; Salmoniformes; Salmonidae. The record is from RefSeq and is a predicted model, not a curated record. Gene Ontology annotation, molecular function: protein binding.
CAACGGUGGCCUCACCUGUGAUGAUUCUGUAUAUCGCUCUGUCUAACCAAAAGCUGAACCUAAUUACCGCCGUUUUUCUCGACAGUUUGCAUGACAAGGAGUUGUAUUCAUUUGUUUCCGAUGUAUAAAUUAUGCAAACGUUUGGGUCAUUCUCUUGACAACCGGCAAAGUGAUUUAUAGGCUAAACUCUGGGGGAGCGCGAGCUCGCUAUUAUCCAAAGUUGAUUGAAGCACCACAUGCAAAUCAUCAUUACGUUGGAUUUACUUUAUUUUACUACGAAGGUCCUAUCCCUCUAAGUGUUGACAGAUAUCCGCUGAUCUAGUGGGCCAAAGCCGUGGUGCUGUCAGUAGUGUCGCCUGCUCUCCUGGACAGUCUCUGCUCAACGGCGGUGGGGUGAUGAGGUCGCUGUGGAGCUUGGGCCUUGCUUUCCUCUUGGCCUUGACCACCAGGGCCAGAGGACUCGAUAUCCCCCUGGAAGUGGAGCAGCUACCGACCAUAACAGUGCAGACCGCUGGCCCCGUCAUUGCCUUACCCUUUGAAGACAGUUUUUCCAUGAGAUGUGAAGCCAAAGGCAACCCACAACCAGUAUACAGAUGGACAAAAGAUGGCCAGGCCAUAGAUCCCCUCCUCGACUUGGGGGUCAAAAAAGAGAGAAACAAUGGGAGUUUUGUGAUUCAUAGCGGGCGCCUUGCGCAGUUCCAGGGGAGGUAUCAGUGCUACGCUUCAAACAAUCUGGGAACAGCAGUAUCAGAGGAAAUUGAACUCAUUGUACCAAGUACCCCAAAGUUCCCCAAAGAGAAGAUUGACCCAAUCGUUGUUAAAGAGGGCCAGCCUGUGAUUCUGGAAUGCAAUCCACCACAGGGGAUCCCUCCACGAAAGAUCUACUGGAUGACUAUUGGUCUCCAACAUAUUGAGCAGGAUGAGAGGGUGUCCAUGGGCCAUGACGGCAACCUCUACUUCUCCAACGCCCUGGAGAAGGAUAGCCGGAGAGACUAUUGCUGCUUCGCCGCAUUCUCCGCCAUACGGACCAUCGUUCGGAAGACAGCCAUGUCAGUGGUCGUCAAGAGCUCCUAUGCCAUUCCAGAAAGAAGACCGAGCCUUCUGGUACCCUCUGGUGUUCAGUCAGAUGUAUGGCUGGUGAAAGGAGAGGAGCUGGUGCUAGAGUGUAUAGCAGAGGGAUUUCCAACUCCUGUGAUCGAAUGGACAAAAAGGAGAGAGAAGCUACCGAAACGGGCAAAUAUAAAAAACUAUGGGAAACGUUUAUCCAUAUAUAACAUUGAAGAGGAGGAUGAUGGGAAGUACAUGUGUGAGGCGAGGAACUCUGUCGGAGACACAGUCCACUACUUCAAUGUCAUUGUGGAGGAGCCACCAAGAUGGCAGCCGGAGCCACCCAAGGGCCAGUUGGCUGUUGUUGGCUCUGACGUGCACAUCAAGUGCUCUGCCUCGGGAAAGCCACGGCCGGUUAUCUCAUGGAGGAAGAACGGACAGCCUCUGGACGAUGGCCCGUCAUCGAACAGACAAGUGCUUGAUGACACCAUAGUGUUGCACAGGGCCAGGCCUGAGGACAGUGCCGUCUACCAGUGUGAAGUCUCCAACAGACAUGGCACCAUCCUGGCUAAUGCAAACAUCAUGAUCAUAAAUCUCCCACCUCGGAUGCUGACUAAGGAUUACCAGCGAUAUUCAGUAGUGCAAGGGAAGGACAUCAUCAUGGACUGCAAAGUAUUCAGCUCCCCUCCAUCCACUGUUUCCUGGAACAAGGAUGACACUACGGAAUCUGUUGAGGGGGAACGAUUCUCAGUUUUUAAGAAUGGAUCCCUACAGAUCAACCAGGCAGGGAAAGAAGACAGUGGGGAAUAUGUAUGUUUCGCCACCAAUUCAGAGGGAAAAUCAGCCAUCACAGCCUUUUUGGACGUCAAAGAUCCUACCCAAAUCGUGGAGCCGCCGCAGGACCUGCACAUAUUAAGUGGCACCACAGCCCAGCUUACAUGCCAAGCAGAGUAUGAUAUAUCUCUUAGGAACGAGUUUCAGAUAGUCUGGAGCAAGGAUGGGGAAGAGAUACCCCCAUUCACAGAACAGUCCAGAUAUUUUCUGGAUGAUGGAAUGCUACAAAUUAUCAAUGUAAACCAAAGCGACAAGGGAACAUACACAUGUACCGCCAGAACCAAUCUAGACCAGGACACCGCCUCUGCACUUGUUACUGUACUGGAUGUCCCUGAUGCUCCAGAGGAUGUGGAGCUGUCUGAACAAAAGAGCUGGAGUGUCCGGUUGGCCUGGGUACCCGGUGACGACCACAACAGCUCUGCCACUGAGUUCAUAGUGGAGUACGAGGAGAGUCAGUGGGAUCCUGGGACCUGGCGAGAACUCCAGCGAGUCCCUGGCAACCAGGUCACAGCGGUGUUGACAUUACACGGCCACCUGAACUACCAGUUUAGAGUGUAUGCAGUUAAUGCCAUUGGGAAAGGGCCCCCAAGCAACCCCACAGACCGAUACAAAACCCCUCCUGCAGCUCCUGAUAAAAACCCAGAAAACAUCCAAAUUCAGGGUCAUCUGCCCCAUCAAAUGGAUAUCAGUUGGGAGCCACUAUUGCCUGUGGAGCACAAUGGUCCAGGCCUGGAGUACAAGUUGAGCUACAGGAAACUGGGGGUAGAAGAGAUCUGGAAAGAGCAUCUUGUCAAAAGACACGCCUUUGUCGUGACGAACACCCCCACAUUCGUCCCCUACGAGAUCAAGAUCCAGAGUCGCAACAGUCACGGCUGGGGCCCAGAACCCAAAGUAGUGACAGGGUACUCCGGGGAAGACUUGCCUACAGCUUCCCCACGGGACGUGGCAGUGGAGGUGUUGAACACCACCCUUCUCAGAGUCAGUUGGACGAGGGUUGCCCAGGCAACAUUGCGUGGUCAUCUGGGGGGCUACAAUGUGCACUGGCUGAGGAAACGGAGUCUCCUACAUUCCAACAGAAUUCCUGAGGAGAGACAUUUCCUGACGUUCCCGGGGAACAGGAGCCAUGCCAUGGUACCUGGCCUCAGACCCUUCUCGGAGUACAGACUGACCGUCAACGUCUUUAACAAAAGGGGCAACGGCCCCAAUAGUGACCCCGUCACCUUCCAGACUCCAGAAGGAGUUCCCGAACAAGUGCCCAUUCUGACAGUGUCAAACGCCCAGAGAGACUCUAUCACCCUGGUGUGGGCACCCCCCUUUGAGGCCAACGGCAUCCUUAUGGGAUAUCUCCUGCAGUACCAACUCAUAAAUGAGACGAUGGGGGAUAUGCAGGAGGUGAACGUCAGCAGUGCCGACACCACCCAGUGGUUCCUUCAGGGCCUGGGGGAGAUGAGCAAGUACAUGUUUUACUUGAGCGCCUGCACCAGGGUGGGUUGCGGACCCCAGCGCAUGGAGGAGGGUAGCACAGUCACAGAAGCAAAUUUCUCCUCCAUUCCAGCUGUGGCACCCACUGAGAGGAGGCAGAACUGCUCUCUCAUUCCUCCCAGCUCGAUUCCUAUGAAUGCAACUCCUUCCUCCUUAGGUGAAGGUAACUGGAGGAUUUCAGAAGCAGUAAACACUUCUAAGAAUUUCCAUUUGAUUGAAGGGCUGGAGCCUGGGACGGUGUACACUGUGCGUCUCUUGGCCAAGUCACGGCUCGAUAAUGCUAGUAUUUAUGAAGACGUUAUACAGACCAGGGUCAAAGGUUUGGCCAGUCUUCACUUGGGAGUUUCCACCCAGGGCUGGUUCAUCGGGAUGAUGUGCGCUGUGGCUCUCCUCACCCUCACCGUGCUCAUCGCAUGCUUCGUGACCCGCAACAAGGGUGGCAAAUACGCAGUAAAGGAAAAGGAGGAUCUCCACCCUGAAGUUGAGUCCCAGGGCAUGAAUGAUGACACAUUCUGUGAUUACAGUGACAGUGAGGAAAACCCACUGAAGGCUAGCCAAUGUUCCCUGGAUGGGGGCAUGGGAGGGGACAGCGACUAUGGGGACGAAGAAGAAUGCCAGUUCAACGAAGACGGCUCGUUUAUCGGUGAAUACUCUGGCCACAAAAACAGAGGCACUGUAAGAGAGUCCAAUGGACCCAGCCGGGUCACUGCGUGAAGAGACAAAUGCUUCCUUCGGACUUCCCUCUGAAAGGUAACCAUGGUUGACAGAGGAAGAACAAUGAUUCCAAGCACCAUCCUCCUUUUGAAGCUUCCAGUCUGUUAUUCGAACUCAAUCAGCAUGACAGAGUGAUCUCCAGCCUUGUCCUCGUCAACACUCACACCUGUGUUAACGAGAUAAUCACUGACAUGAUGUCAGCUGGUCCUUUUGUGGCAGGGCUGAAAUGCAGUGGAAAUGUUUUUUGGGGGAUUCAGUUCAUUUACAUGGCAAAGAGCGACUUUGCAAUAAUUGCAAUUCAUCUGAUCACUCUUCAUAACAUUCUGGAGUAUAUGCAAAUUGCCAUCAUACAAACUGAGGCAGCAGACUUUGUGAAAAUUAAUAUUUGUGUCAUUCUCAAAACUUUUGGCCACGACUGUAUUUACUCUGUUCCAUCUGACUGCUCAAUCCACUGUCUCGUCAGCCCUGCCAAGCAAUUUAUAAACUUGAUCUUCACUACAUUAUCUCACAUUUCCUUUAGACUAACAUUUUGUUUUCAACAGCGGAGAUUUGUAUAAACCUUGCUGUCUGACAUUUGCAACAUUUUCAAUAUUCAAAUUCUAUCUCCAGCUGUCUCAUAGUAAUGAACAUGUCGGGAGUCGGAACGAGACAAAGACAGUGAAAUCAUGAAUCAGCUGGCAUCAUUUGUAUGGAUAUAUACAAAGAAAUGUCAAUUGAAAAAAGGUCAAAGGAAACUAAGUGCAGCUAGUUAGCAGUCUUUCCAGUUUCAGUUUGAAGUGAUUGUGUUAGCUGUGUUGUUGGCUAGAUCCUCUGACCAACAGUGUCCUGAUGAGUGAACACAUUUAUCACAGGCAAAAUGAUGCCUCAUUAGCUCAUUGUUAUGGAUGUAUAUAAAUAUAUGUCACUAGAAAACACCUUAAACAAAUGCAAGCUACCUUGCUGUAAUUGUUGCUGCACUUUUUGACGUGACUGUAAGUUAGCCGUAGUUGGCUAGCUAGCAAGCAAGUGAUGAGAACAUUGCCAGCCACUAUGGCAAUGGAACAUUUGGAACUAAUGACUGGGUCGCGUCCAUAGAUACAGAACAAAAAGACUAAACUGGGUCUUGUCUCUGGCAACCGAACCGAUAGAACGACCAGCCGGCUUGGUUAGCAACCCUAGAUUGAAAGGGGCUAUUUCUAUGUGAAUUAAUGAGGCGAAACACACCUAAAUUCAAACUGUUGUUAGAAAGUAAAACUUAUUAGCAAAUAAUUAGAAAUUGAAACAUAGCCUAUAGAUAAUUAGCAGGCAGCGCGUGUUAACUGUCCUGUUGCGUAACGAUCACAUUUUGGAACAGUGAGUGCAUUCUGACAUCACCUGUAUAAAACGACUCACGCCGUCAGAGCUCACGUGUGAAAAGGUAAAAACAUUAUUGGCAUUGUUGAAAUCGAUUUUCAUAAAUAGUUAGCAAGCAAAUAUUUAGGAGGACUGAUGGCUUAAUUAGCUAGCAAGCUUGUUUGAUAGGUUACCAUGGCAACUAGUACAACCGUCUACUAAACUUGCAAGCAACUUCAGUUGAUGGUGAACACAUUAAUAGCAGCAAAUGUGUGUGUCUGUGGGGGGAGGGGGGGGGGGGUUAUAGCGUGGUAUAAGUGGGAUAAUCAACAACUCUGAGCUCUAUGCAUUCUAUGGAAAAUGAUGCAACUCGGUGGAAGGUUAGUGCCACUCCGCUACGCACCUUGGCACACACCUUCCACGUUGUGUAUUAUUUUCUAUAGACUGCAUAGCCCCUCGUUGAUUACCUUUACAUAAUUACUUGUGCCUACUUUUGUAUAUUUAAUUUUCACAAUGUUAAAAGUGUUUUUAAUUGUAUUUUUAAGUCAUCACUGUAUGUCUAAUACAUCACUGUGUUUGUUUAUUUCAUGAAAAUAACUCAAAAUAUAUUUUUUAUCAUUUAUUUCCCUGAGCCUCCUUUCGCCAUUGAAAUUCUCAGUCUGAUUGUUUGGGCGUUGAUACAAGUUAAAAUAUAUUUACCAUAAAUACACAGCCCUGAUUGUCGGAUAUAAUUGUCUAGACCCCUUCACUCAACUCUGGACCUCGAAGACAGUUCCACUGUGUUUUUUAAAUUGUUCUCUUAUAAAUCAGGGAUUGAUUUAGACCUGGGACACUAGGUGUGGGCAAUUAUCAGGUAGAACGUAAAACCAGCAGGCUCUGGAUCUCGUAGGGUAUGAGUUGAGUACCCCUGCUCUAGAGCCUACUCAGCUUACCCCUUCAAAGUAGGAGGAUUACGCAUGCAAAUAAAAGAUGACUGGUCAUUGGUCAGAAUAAUAAGAUCCGAUUGUGAUGCCAUGAUCUUGGUCAAAAACUCCAUCCCACCGGAACAGGCUGAAAUUCCAGACAUUCUUUUAAAAAAUCUGUUACAUCAUUUUCACAACCUUAUAGUGUUAUUUGACCUCACAGUGUGGAAAUAUCAGAAUAAGAGGAAAUCAAGUUUUUGAUGGCACUGCCCCUUUAAUACUUCACAACACUGUAUAUAUUGUAGAAAACAAAAGUUGGCUUUGUAUGCAAUGUGUGAAUGUUACUGUUGUUGAUUACAUUUUAUAAUGUUAAUACUGAUGUCUAAUGUGUUUUUGUAAAUGAUAAGAUCAAACAUAUUAAAGGUGUUUCCAUCCCUGCUCUGGAAAA